AUGUGUCAAUAUGAAAUGACUUAUUAUCAUAAAUAUGAAUAUAAUCCUACUAAUUUUACCUGUUAUACUCAUUUACAAUGUAAUCGUGGUUCUUUUCCAAUAUGUUUGGAUUGGAGUGAAAUUUGUGAUGGACAAGUAGAUUGUCUCGAUGAUAAAUUUGAUGAAGAAUAUUGUUGGCAACUUGAAAUAAAUGAAUGUAAUGAUAAUGAAUAUCGAUGUACUAAUGGACAAUGUAUACCGCAAUUUAUUGAACUGAGUCCGAUAAUUAUCGAAGAACAAAAUGUAACAGAUGAAAAAGAAUGUGAACAAUGGUCAUAUAUUAAUAUUUAUACUCGUUGUGAUGGUUUAUGGAAUUGUCCACAUGGUGAAGAUGAAAUUGGUUGUAAUUUAUCUUCAACAUUAAAUUAUUCAUUAGAUCAUCACAAAUGUGUUUCACUUUAUACAAAUGAACUCAUUUGGUUUCCUAUUAAGCGAGCAAAUGACGGUAAAAUCGAUUGUCUUGGUGCUACUGACGAACCAACAUUAUGUCAAGAAAAAUAUCGCGCAAUAUUUUAUGAUAAUUUUUACAGUAUAAACUCUAGUUAUCACCCAUGCAUUUAUUUUCAAUUUUUAUGUAAUGAUUUUGCAAAUUGUGAUCAUGGAGACGAUGAAAGAUUUUGUGUAAAAAAUGAGAAAAAUAUUUCUAUGUUUCAAAGUAUUUGUCUUUCGUCUGAUUCAUCUAUUCAUUCUGAUAUCGAACAGUUUUUAUGUCACGAAACAAAAACAAAGAUAAAACAACAAAUUAAAUAUUUUUCAUUGGAUCAGAUGAACAAAAUAGUCGAAGAUCAAACUAAGAAUAUGAUAAAACCCAUAUUUUCAAGUUCAUUUGAUAGAGAAACGUCUCAUCAAUAUGAACUUCGAUGUCAUCGUGGUUUUGAUUUACGUGUCUUGUUAAAUAAUGAAAAGAAUUUAACAACAAAUACAUGUCUUUGUCCACCUAGUUUUUAUGGUAAUAUGUGUCAAUAUCAAAAUCAACGAGUGAGUUUGACCAUUAAAUUUCGAGCAUUAUCAGAUUCAUGGUCAAUAUUAUUUGCAAUAAUUAUUUCACUUAUUGAUGAUAGUGAAGAAAGACUUAUACAUUCAUAUGAACAAUUCAUUUAUUUGUCAAUAAGAGAUUGUAAAAUUAAAUUUAAUAUUUAUUUAUUCAAUUCAACUCGACCAAAAGAUUCAACAAAAAAUUAUUCAAUACAUAUUGAUAUUUAUGAAAAAAUUUCAUUAAUCUAUCGAGGAAGUUUAUUAUUUCCAAUAAAAUUUUCAUUUUUACCUAUUUAUCGUAUCGCAUAUAUAGUUGAUAUUCCACAAGUUAAUGAUAACAUCCAAAGUUGCUCACGUUCUCAAUGUAUUCAUGGAAAAUGUGUGAAAUAUUCAAAUAACCAACAAAAUACUAGUUUUUGUCAAUGUAAUCGAGGAUGGUCUGGACGAUAUUGUACUAUUCAAUAUACUUGUAUUUGUUCAUCUGAUUCAAUAUGUAUUGAUAUAUUAGCUUACAAUCGAUCUAUAUGUGUUUGUCCUAUUAAUAAAUUUGGUGAUCGAUGUCUUCUUAUCAAUAGAAUUUAUCAAAUGGAUAAGAAUUUAACAAGUCAACAUGGUGGACAAUGUAUUCCUGUUGAUGAAUAUAUGAUAUCGAAUCAAAAAUAUGUAUAUAUUUGUUCAAAAGGUUAUAUUGGUAAUCGAUGUGAAAUAGCUGAGAACAAAAUAAUUCUAUCAUUUGAAAAUAGUAUUAUUUUAACUCAAUCGAUAUUUAUUCAUUUCAUAGAAGUUAUUAAUGACGGUACACCGAUGAGAACAACUACUUUUCGAACAAUUCAAUUUACACAACAUUUACCUAUCAUUGAUUGA
Rotaria sp. Silwood1 is the source of this 1878-nucleotide messenger RNA. The record is from the annotation of a GenBank genome assembly. Lineage: Eukaryota; Metazoa; Rotifera; Eurotatoria; Philodinida; Philodinidae.